Molecule: messenger RNA, 849 nt
Organism: Nicrophorus vespilloides
Lineage: Eukaryota; Metazoa; Arthropoda; Insecta; Coleoptera; Silphidae
Exons: 2
Coding region: 242-658 (138 amino acids)
Source: RefSeq, a predicted model, not a curated record
CGAAAAUGCGCUUCUCCGGUUUAUCGAUUUCGCGCGCGAUGUACGAUUCGAAAUAUACGCUGGAGGAUAAGCCUAAACGGAGGCUAGAUAAUCGUAGAUAACACACAUAUCGUACGUGCUUCAAAUUGUUUAACAUGCAAUAUUGAUUACGCGUCUACAAUUUCGCUGCAAUGGUGAUUUUCAUGGCAGUGCUUUGAGCGACGUGUAUUCGAGCUAAUCACUACACUCCAGAUAGAUAGAAAUGGAGAUGGACGCAGCGAUGGACCUGCUGCAGGGAGUGCAGGAAGCGGACGCUCCGGCACCGAGCCCUGGCGAUUUCAAGAUGCCAUCUCUGGAUAAAUUGCUGGAGGCUCUGGAUGGCUUCGAUAUGCCGGAGGAAGAAAAGGCCAAGCUGAAGGAGUCUCUCACAGGCAAAGGAGACUUCCUCAGCAAGAUGGGCAACUUGGGAGCCGGUAUGCUCAGUCAGAAGGCGACGGCACCGCCGCCCAUCGGUGGUGGUUUCGAUCCCACCACGCAAUACAUGAUUUUCUUCGCGGCGUUUGUCAUCAUCCUGGUUAUUUUCGUGUUCUUCGGCUACAGAUUAUAUUCAUCGCUCAUGCUGAGGGAGAGAAAACGCGAAGAGAAGAAAAAGCAGAAGUUGCAGAAGAAAAAGAAGUAGUCCUGUCCAAUAUUCCGUUUACUUUUUUAACUACUAUUUGUUAUUUUUAUUUUGUAAUUCUUUUUAACCCUUGACAACUGCAUUUUCUUAAAUAAAAAUCAAAUAUAUCUACAUCUACUGUUGCAUUUAUACACAUAAAAUGGCAUAGGGAAACUACGCUGUGUUGUGAAAAUAAACUAUUUUUAUGUUAA